AUGAUAAAAUAAUAAAAUAUAUAGCAAUUAUUCCCUAACUUAUAGGAAUAAUCUUAUGAGACUCUCCAAAGGGUUUAUGAAAAUAUUGCUCUAUAACAAUUCCAUGUCUUGGUCUAACAAAUAAAAACCAAGUUCCCAAUCCCAGAAUAAAUCAAAGCUGUUUAAUUUCCUACACAAGAGAAUGCAGUUGAAUUCUUUUAGAAUUACAACCCAAUCAUUUUAGAUUUAACUCAUAUUUAAGACGUUAAGAUUAAGUUAUAUAAAAAUGCAGCAUUCUAUGGAACCUUGGUUGACGGUUUAAGACAAGGACAAGGCAUUUUAAUUAAAUCAACAUUACAACUGUACGAAGGUUCUUUUCUGAGAGACAAGAAGGAUGGCAUAGGAUUUGAAUUGCUGAAGUAAAAUCAAUUUUACUAUGGCACUUAUCUGAAUGGAUUGCCACAUGGAGAAGGAGUGUUCUGGUCGAAAAACUAGAAGUAUAUCGGAUAAUGGCAUUAAGGGAAGAAACAUGGAAUUGGAUGGUAUCAAGGGAGUCAUUCCGAUUAUUAUCUAGGACAAUGGGAAAAUGGAAGAUGUUUUGGACAUUGCAUCUACAUCAAUGGAGACAUAUAUGUUGGUUAUGUUACCAAUGAUCUCAAACACGGCAAUGGUUAAGAGUAUUUUGAAAAUGGAGAUUACUUUGUUGGAGAAUACAAAAAUGGGAAACCUAAUGGUCAUGGGGAAUUUUAUUGGAAUAAUGGUAAUUUCUAUAAAGGAGAAUUUGUGAAUGGCCAAAGAAAUGGUUAAGGGAUGUGGGAGAGUAAGACUCAAGAAGGAGUAAACAUAUACAAAGGUUAAUAUGCUAAUGAUAAAAAAUGUGGACAAGGAGUGUUUCAAUAUGCCAAUGGAACCAAAUAUGAAGGCUAUUUCAUAGAUGACAAAAGAUGUGGAUAUGGAGAAAUCGUUUGGUAAGACAAGGCCACUUAUAAGGGUUAUUGGGUGGAUGGAUUGAUGGAAGGAGAAGGGAUAUAUGAAUACGACACUCUGGUUUUGAAGGGUAAUUGGAAAAGCAAUUAGUUAUAAACUAUCGACAAGGUGAGAGUCUCAUUGAAUCAAUUUCCUCAGUAACACAACUUAAAAGAGAUAAAUGAAGAUGAAGAGGUUAGAUCGUAAGUGGCUGAUGAACCAGAUUAGGAUGAGAUCGGUAAUUAAUUUUAAACAGAAAUUCUUACCUCAAAGACAGAUACUAUUCCUGGUCCUGUUCAAACUGCUUCUCAUUACACUAGUCAUAAUGAUGUGUAAUUUCAUCAGAGAUUGCCUAUUUUGUAAAGACAAUUUGAUCUGCUGAGUCUUAUUGAUUAAGGACUUCAUUAUUAGACUCUAGAAGCUUCACACAGAUAGAAUAGUUCCAGCAUUGGCAUUCAAACUGAUAGCAAAAAGUAGUUCCUUCCUAAAUUGGUUCUCAAUAAGAAAACUCCUACUCAAUAUAGUAGUAGUGUGGAUUAUCAACAAAAUGAGAAUAAUAAAUUUAAGUUUGAUUCUUUGUCUAACUCUCCUAAUACUCGAGGAACUGAUCAAUCAAAUAAAUCAAACAGAGAAUAGAAGAAACCAAAUCGAUCUAUAUAAUAUAGAAGUAGGAAAAAUAAAUAAGCAUUAUUAUCAAAGAAGGAGUAGAACAUUUGGGCAAUAAAGAUGAAUAAAUUAAAAUUAAGUCCUGCUAAGUACACUAAAUUAUGGAAUCAUGAAGUUGUAACUGAGAUAAAAUAGUUUUUAUAUCCUCCAAUCUGGAAACCUCCAUCUCAUUUAUCAUGA
This is a messenger RNA of Paramecium tetraurelia, 1791 nucleotides long. RefSeq lists its product as uncharacterized. The transcript is spliced from 4 exons. Gene Ontology annotation, cellular component: cytosol. Lineage: Eukaryota; Ciliophora; Oligohymenophorea; Peniculida; Parameciidae. The record is from RefSeq and is a predicted model, not a curated record.